This is a messenger RNA of Anneissia japonica, 4728 nucleotides long. RefSeq names its product regulator of G-protein signaling 22-like. NCBI's taxonomy places the organism in Eukaryota, Metazoa, Echinodermata, Crinoidea, Comatulida, Comatulidae. Gene Ontology annotation, molecular function: G-protein alpha-subunit binding. The coding region runs from base 304 to 4728 and encodes 1474 amino acids. The transcript has 21 exons. The record is from RefSeq and is a predicted model, not a curated record. Gene Ontology annotation, biological process: regulation of signal transduction.
UUGAUUCAGUCAAGCGGACCAUCCAUCAGUAAACCGCAUGUUUCUGACACAUUUACUGUUUUAGCACACGAACAAGCUCGAGUAGUUGCUUAAUGUUUUGUUUGUCCGACAUUUGAUGUUGAUUAUCACGACACAUCACAGAAAGUCAAAUUAGCCUGGUACGUGGGCUAUUAUACAAUUAAUUACAAAAAAUUGAAUCACGUCUAGGCCUAGGCUAGGCCUAGGCCUAUAGGCCUAGAGAUAUUCAGCAGUAGAGUGCAGACAUGUGGAGAAGUCGACAAGUAUAGAAGGCUAUGCCAGGCCAUGUUGUUUAGGCCCUAUAUCUGUUGUGACGUUGAAAUUAAUAUGCCUGAAAAGAAACUAUCAGUCGCUCCACCAAAAGUGACAGUAGAAGACCUUGAGGAAUUCUUGGCAACAGAUAAUUUAUUUAUUGAAUAUUUCAAUGCAUUUCUAAGGUUGCCGACUUUUCCAGAACCGUUAGUGUUCAACAAAGAUCGCGGCGGUUUUGAGGUGGUUACCGAUGCCAAGCAAGAGCUUAAGAGUCAGAUGCAAGCAGCAGUAAGAUCUAAGCAGUCACCAAAUCAGAUGUACCAAGUUACUAAGCAAGUAAUAAGUGAAAAGAACCCACCUAAAGUCAAGUAUGCUGGUGAUAGUGAUGGUGAUGAGGAACCAGAUAUAAAAACAACAUUCCAAGUUCAGUGUCUGAACAAAGAACAAGGCAUCCAAUGGAUUAAGGAAGAAAGAGUGCCUGCAUUUUUGCAAUCAGAUCUUUACCUCGAGUACCGACUUGCGAAACUCAUAUCUCAAGCAGAGAUUGCAGCUAAAGAGGAAAAACCACUAAACCUUAUUAUUGACUCAUCUUAUAAACCUUUUGGGAUUGAAAAACCAUCUGUAACAACAAAACCGGUUUAUGUUGAUAAGAAAGCGCUCACUUUUCGUGAUAUGUUUAUUUGCCUCGGGGAAACCCAUCCCACUCAGACAGACGAUUGGUACAAUGAUGUCAAACUCGUCACUGACACACAGACAACUUCAAGUACAAUAAUCCGUCCAUCCGCCAUAGAGGAAAAAUCAUCAAGUUCCCGACCUACAAGUGCGCGGCCACCAAGUGUGCUUAGUAGCAAGGACGUCGUAAGUACGAUAGACAGUGGUGUUUGGAGUCCACGCAGGCAGGACUCAUUUUCAAUACCUCCACAUUCGCAAACAUUUAGCUUUGAUGGUGAUGUCAUCAGUAAUAAUAAGUUAUUUGAUAAUCCUCCUAAAUUACGAUCUCCAUCACCAACCCAGUGGAGGCCACCAAUUGGGGAUCAGUGUUGUGUAGUCCUUGAGAGUGAAAAACGGAACUAUGUGGGUGCUGUUCAUUUAAAAGUUGUUAAACAAAACACAGAGAAUGAAGGGGCAGAUGAUGCUUCUUCAGAAGGUGGUGAAAGUGGUGUUGAUUGCGAGAAAGCUGAUAGCGAAAAAGCAGACAAUGAGGGUAGUAUCAAUUCUGAAGAUGGAAAAAAUGACGGCGAGAUGGGGAAUUCGCAAAUAAAAACAAUCACUGUUGAUAAUGUAGAUCAACUUGCUAUGGUUACGGUUACUCAUGCCAUCAAGUGUGCGCUAAGGCUUGUAACAAGCUGCAGUGAGGAGGAAAUAAAUAAUUAUUUAGAUGAAAAUGUACUCAAAUUGAAAACAGUAAGGUCGGUAGAUCUUGAGGAAGGCUCACUUAACAACAUAGUGAUUAGGGCAACGUCUGCAGAGAGUAUAGACUUGUUAACAGUCCCGAAACAAACUUUGCAAGUGGGAUCAACUUUGUCCACAACCUCCUCCAUGAAAGACUCUAUUGAAGAAGACUCAUUGAUUGAUAGUGAUGAGGAAGAGGAUGAUGAUGCUAUAUUUCCACGUGCCAAGACCUAUGAUUUGAGCAACAAGAAAGGCAUUGACGCCUUUAAGAACUUCUUAUGCGGGAAUAUGGGCGAGAAAUAUUGGAGCUUGUGGUUAGACCUUGAUAGAGCGAAUAAUAUAUUAGAAGAGGAUAACCAAAACCAGUUUAUAGGUCAAUUACGAGAGAAGUAUGUAAAUUCUGGAAGUUUGUGUGAACUAUCUAGAGAGGUCCAGCAAAAGCUAGGGUUCUCCCAGUCCCACAAGUGGCAGUCAUUUGCAGAGCUUCAGAAAAUCCAGCCUAAAGUUGCAGAACCACUGCUUUUAUACUGGGCUCCAAGAUUCCUGAUGAGGGAACAUUACAAGUGCAAUCCAACAAAGAAUUACCUGUACCACAGGCAGCAAUUAAACCGUCCAAAGUCAAUACCAAAUCCGGAGCCAAAGGCUGUCACCUUACUACCUCUGAGACCCAAGACUUGUAUGCCAAAAAUGAAGAAAGAUACAGUACCACAGUUUAAAUCAGCUUUACCAAAAGAGGUUUCCACUGCAACAAUAAACAACAGCACCUUUCCAAAUUUAUCAUUAUCAAACAAUUUACAAGGCCUAAUGCCAAAACCAUCAUCACGUCAGAAAAGUGGCCCAGAAAGCCAGCAAGAAGACCUCAAAGAACAGAAGGUCUUGCCACCAGGAAGUAAGAAGCCGCAGGCAGGCCGGGUGAAUAGUGCUCGUACAAGACCAACUUUGAAGCAUAGUGAGUCCGAAUUAGGCCGGCCCGCAUCUGCUCAGCCGGUACUUAGGAAAGAUCACAUUAAACGCACUAUGUCUGAAAGUAGGUUGCAUACAAGAUCAAUAUCUGAGGAAUCUGGAACCAAUCAGACAAAAAAUUUAUCAAGUGUUCUCCCUAGGCCAGUUUCUAGGCCAAGUUCAGCUGUUAGCAGCAAGGCGUCUGAAGAGAGCGACUUUCUGGGUGGAAGGAGAAUGGAGGACCUUUUAGAUGGUUUGAUGUUUGAGAAAAAAGCUGGAGGAUUUUUUAUGACAUACUUAGAACAAUUAGGAAACAAGGUUCUGAUUAAUUGUCUUCACUGCUGGCAUGAUAUACAGGAAUAUCAUACACUCUUCUUCUCAGAAACAUUCAGUGAAUAUGUUUUGAAUAGGAAAGCACAGGCAAUCUUUGGAAAGCAUAUUGUUCCUGGUGCCUAUUACAACAUAGGCUGCUCUAAAGCAAUCCAAACGCAAAUACAUCGUGAAAUAUCACCACCAUUUGAAGAGCUCUUUGAUGGCGCAGAAGAACAUAUCCUUCAGAUGUUGACAAAGCCUUUCUCCGAGAUGAAAAACAGUGAUCAACGCUUGUAUGAUAAGAUUGAGAUGACUCAAGAGGAAAGGCGAGUUGAGUCAAAGGAGUCUAGAUAUUUGAGGCGGCUGCAGAGGAGAACCAUGUUUAAAGAGAGAAUCUCAACUCCAGAUAUUGGACCAGAAGAUGAUGCCACGAAACAUGCUGCUUACUAUCAAUCACUCAGGGAUAAAGUACCAAAAGAAUUUAAAGAUUUUGACUUCAAUAAGCUCAUCCACAACAGACUCGAACUUGAACACUUCAGGCAUUUUCUGGAGGACAAUUAUGGUGUUACGGAUCUUCUAUGUUGGAUGGACAUUGAAUCGUUUCGACGUACACCACAUAUUGACAACCUUCGGCGAGACAAGAAAGCAAAGGAUAUUAAAAUCCGCUACCUAAACAAGAAGUAUUUCUUUGGUCCUAACAGCCCAGCUACUCGUCAGCAGCAGCACCAGGUUAUGCAAGCUGGUGGAGGUUGGGGCAAGAUACUUUUAGAUCGUCCCCCUACCCAGAUCCUCAUCGAAGCUCAGAAGUAUGUCCGUGAACGUUUAGAACAAAAAUGGCUUCCCAUGUAUCUGGCAACAGAUGGUUUUUAUGAGCGUAUGAAGCCACUACUGAAGAUUGAUGAAGUUGUGGACGAUUUGCUUCUUGCAAAGAAGAAGCGUUCAAUGGCUAUUUAUAAGCUUUUGGAAGGCAAGUGGGCGUCAUCAUCCCGGGAAAUCAUAGCAUUCCGUCAUGCUCUGUUAAACCCGGUCACAUGCCGCCAGUUGUGUAAAUUUGUGUCAGUGCGCGGUGAUAACUUGGAGAAUGACAUCUUAUUCUGGCUGGAAGUACAGAAGUUCAAAGAGAUGUACCACAACCAUACAGAGGAAUCAUUAAUUCACCAAAAGUUCCAGACAAUCUUAGCAUGCUUCAUAGAUUCUGAGAUGCCGCCCUCACUCCAGAUUGAUAUCACUCCGGAACAAGCGGAGAGACUGCUGGAGAAACGACCGAGAGAGAUGGGACCAUAUGUUUUCCGUGAAACUCAGCUGACAGUGUUUCGGGUUUUGUAUCCUCAUUGGAAUGAGUUCCUGAAAUACAAAAACACUGUUGCUGAAGAGAAACUUUUGUAUGAACUGGAAAAGAAGAAGAAAAGGCAGUUGAAGAAGGAAAUGGAGAAAAAGAGGAUCCAACAAGAUAAGGAGUUUGCAAGAAAGGGUUAUGUAUCUGAAUAUGAAGAUGAUCGUAACAGCAAUGCCUCUGCCACGCAAACAUCAAAGAGUUUGACAGAGUUUUUUGAAGACGACUUUGAUGAUAGUAUUGAGAAAGUGGAAUGGAAAUACUCGCAUUAUGUUACCGCCAUCGAAGAUGAACAGGUUCGCCUUAAUGGAGACGAAAGAGCAUCAAGUAUACUUUCAGAUCAAUUGAAAACAAGCAAAUAUAAAUCUUAUAGUCCCAAGCCAACGAGACAGGUGAAGAAGCAGGUACGACUGCAGGAAAACCAUCGACCCUCAUCACGAGUAGGCUCUGCUAAGCAGAGGUCUAAGCUAGGCCAUUAA